Hyaloperonospora brassicae is the source of this 4410-nucleotide messenger RNA. The record is from the annotation of a GenBank genome assembly. Lineage: Eukaryota; Oomycota; Peronosporomycetes; Peronosporales; Peronosporaceae.
AUGGCGACGCCCCCUCCAAUCGCUCGCCAGGCGUUAAAGUCCGAUGUAGAGGCUGAGCUAUUGCCCGUAGAAGUGGGCCAGACCAUCUGGGUGCCCGGCACCGACCGAGUAUGGGACAGGGGCACCGUUAUGGCCAUUGGCGGGCUCAAGGUGACGGUUCGUACCCAGGCCGGGAAGAUUCAGCAAGUCGAUCGCGGCCUUGCGCUGCCGCAGAAUCCGCGCGAAGCAGACGACAUGACGUCUCUGUACUACAUCCACGAGCCGGGCGUGCUGCACAACUUGGAAGAGCGUUGCAAGCUCGACGGGGAGCAAAAGCCCUACACGUUCAUGGCGAACGUGCUGAUUGCAGUGAAUCCGCUGCGGGAGCUGCGCAAUCCACGAAUCAGUGAAGUCGUGAAUACGGCGGGCAGUGCCCCGCAUCCGUACUCGAUCGCCGAAAUGGCGUACCAGCAGAUGGUCUACAACUCGGGCACGGACCAACCAACGAACCAGUCGGUUGUCAUUAGUGGAGAAAGUGGCGCCGGCAAGACCGAGUCGUCCAAGAUCGUUCUGCGGCACUUGACGACACGUGGUCUGUACGGCAAGAAGGCGCGAGGAGACGAGAUUGAGUCCAUGUCGAAGACGCGUCAACAACAUGGUACGUCACUGGACCAUCGUCUGAUUGAACAGAACCCUAUUCUUGAAGCCUUUGGAAAUGCCAAAACGCUGCGCAAUUACAACUCGUCGCGUUUCGGCAAGUUCAUGAAGCUGCAGUUCACGUCAGACGGCAACUUCAAGCUGGCCGGUGCUCUAGUUGAAACGUAUUUGCUCGAAAAGUCGCGUCUGGUGUACCAGGUGGAUGGCGAGCGCAACUUUCACAUAUUUUACCAGCUCUUGGCUGGAAUCUCAUCGACUGCGCGCCAGGAAUUCGAGCUCAUGGAGGCCAAAGAGUUCUGCUACCUCAAUCAGAGUGGAUGCUACGUUGCCGAGGAAACGGAUGACCGUGCUUGCUUCGAGGCUGUAGUGCGUGGUUUAAGUUGUGUUGGCAUCAACGACCAGGUUCAGCAUGUUAUCUUCUCGGUGGUUGCCGGUCUGCUUCACCUCGGUAACAUUGAGCUCGACCAAGAAGAUACGCCCGAAGGAGAAGCCGCUGUUAUCGAAAAGAAGUCCGCUAAACGUGCUAUCACCGUAGCUGCCAGACUGUUGGGUGUCAAGGAGCAAGACCUGUGGAAGGUGAUCAUGACGCGUGACAUUGUGACGCGCGAGGAGACGUAUACCGUCCGCCGCAACGAACAGGCUGCUGGAUAUGCUCGUGAUGCCAUUGCAAAGGCGCUUUAUAGUCGCAUGUUCGACUGGGUGAUCAAGCAGGUCAACUCGUCGUUGGGUCAUGACCCCAACCCGCUGCCGUACAUUGGUGUACUGGAUAUCUUUGGCUUCGAAUCAUUUCAACGCAACGACUUCGAGCAGCUACUGAUCAAUUACACGAACGAGGUGCUACAGGCGACUUUCAAUAAUCAAGUGUUCAUUGCCGAAAUGGAGCUGUACAAGCGCGAAGGUAUUACGGUGGGCAGGAUCAAGUGGCCCGACAAUAGAGAGUGCGUGGAGUUGAUUGCUGCAAAGCCGAACGGUAUCCUGACACUACUGGAUGCCGAAGCCAUGAACCCACAGCCUAGCGACACGAAGUUCUUGCGUGCGCUGCACUCGAAGCAUUCCAAACACCCGCACUUUCCGCGUCCACACCCGAAGGACAUGGAGCACAUGUUCAUUGUGAGGCACUUUGCUGGUGCUGUGAGCUACACGAUUGGGUCUUUUAUCGACAAGAAUAACGACUCCAUUCCCGCAGACAUGUCCAAUCUGUUCUCUGGCUCGUCAAGCGCACUGGUUCCUGCGUUUUUCCAGCAAGAACCCGAUACUAGUCGCCCAGGUAAGAGGAAAUUGACCAAGAGUGUGGCGGCCAAAUUUUCGAAUCAGAUGCAGGAGCUAGUGGAAACCUUGGAUGCUACGCGUUGUAACUUCAUCCGCUGCAUCAAGCCCAACGCACUUAUGCGUGUGGGCAUGUUCGAUCCCCGAUACGUUGUGGGUCAGCUUCGCUGUCAAGGUAUUAUGCAAACUGCCCAGGUGCUAAAGGUUGGCUUGCCUACUCGUGUAAGCUACAGCGAGUUGGUGGCAGCAUACAAGAAGUUCAUGCCGCCCGAUGCUCAAAGGCUCUUUGCGAACCAGAGUGACCCCACGCUCAUCACAGCCAUUUUAUGGGCUUUCCAGGUGCCGAUGGAUGCGUUCAAGCUGGGUAUAACAAAGUUGUUCUUCAAAGCCGGCAAAAUCGCUGUGUUGGACUCGAUCUUGAAAAUCAACUGGGCUACGGAAGGCCCGCACAUCGUGUCGCGCAUGAAGUUAUGGCUCGCGCGGCGCCGCUGGCGUGUGGGUCUCGCAAAGGUCGUCGCGCAAAACAGUUUCUCGAAGCUGUUGCGCCGUAUCCAGUUCCGCCGCAACUCGGUGGUGCGCAUUCAGCGUUGGUGGCGUGCCCUAUCGGUGCGUCGUGAUUUCAAAAAGAAGCGAUCGGCUGUGGUGGUGGUGCAGGCCAUGUUCCGCGGUAUGACUGCGCGGCGCUUGUUCAAGUCCAAGAAACAAGAAAUGCUUGCUUUGGCAGCUGCACGUGCUGCUGAGGCCAAACGCCAGGCGGAGGAAGCUAAGCGCCGGGAAGAAGAGGCUCGUAUCGCAGCCGAGCAAGCUCGUCGUGAAAGUAUCGCGCGCGCUGCGGCUGAAGACGAUCGCACUCGCAUGGAGGAAGAGGCUCGUAUGGCGGAAGAAAUAGCGGUCAGAUUCGCUAAAGAAGCAGCGGCUGCGGUGGCUGAAGCUGACGCUGCGGCGGCGGAGGCGACUGCUGCUGUGGAACACGAGCGGCAGGCGGAGUUGCGUGCUAUUGCAGAGGCUAAAGAGCUUGAGGAGCGCAUGAAGCGCGAGCGUGAAGAGGCUGAGCGCCGCAAGGAGCAGGCUCUGCUUGAGGCUGCGAGCGUCAGUGCAAGUCUGUUGAGUGGGCUUGCGCAGGUGAACAGUGUGCAAACAUCUGCUGGUCAAGUGCAUGUGGUGGAGAUUCCGGACAAUGUAUCACAGGAGAACCGCGAGCAGCUGCAGCAGUUGAAUGAUCUGCUGUUGAGUGGCGCUAUUGCUCAGUCCGAGUACGAUGAGUUGGUGCCGUUCUUACUGGAGAAACCCGAAGAAGCUCCGUCCGGUGCUGCCCUCACUGCCGAACAGGAGGAGUCGUUGAGCCGAUUGUAUUCUGCAAAUGUGUACGGCAUUCAAAUUCGCUGCCCGGCGUGCGGUGCCACGAACAACACGGCCAACGGUAACCACUGUGACGAGUGUGGAUCGCUUCUUACUACGAGCGACGAAGCGGCUGUGGCCGCCGCUGAGCCGGGCUACUAUGGGGGUGACUCUCGUCAGCAGAGAAGUAUGUCUACUUUAACAGCUCCCCUCGGCACGUUCACAACGGAGAAUGGCCACAUUAUGAUCCACGACGGAUACUUCGAGGCACAGAUGCACCGCACGCAAAUCCUUCAGGACGACAACUACACAGAGUACACGGUAUACGUGCUGCGUUGCCAGUGGCAGCCGAAGGAAUCGGGCGAGUCGACGACGUGGCUAGUGUCGCAUCGCUUCAGCGUGUUCGAGAAGCUACACAAGGAUCUGAAACGUAAGAUCCCGACUGCGGUGGCUAUGAUUCCGCUGUUCCCCCGUAAACACGUUCUGGGGGGCGUGUUCAAGGGGAAGACGGGAAAUUCGAGCGCGAUUGUUGAGGAACGCAAGCAGGGUCUGGAGCGAUAUGUGGCGCAAGUGCUGGAGGUAUGCGCUCGUCUUCCUGAAAAUCUGAACGUCCCGGAGCUGGACCGCUUCUUGAAUGUGUCGCGCCAGGUUGAGCAAUACCGCCGUCAGCUAACGACCGGUGGAGCUGAAGAGCCUGGUGCCGCACCAACUGGACAAGUCCGAGCGCUGAACGUGAAUGCUGGCGGUGCUGAAGGCAUGGCAGCGCGAGAGCAGGCACGUUUGCCUACUGAACUGCCCACACCGCUGGAUGAGGAAGAAUUGUGUCAUACCGAACAAGCGGUAGCGCUGUUGAACGCGUCCAUUCGAAGCGCACGUGGCGACUUGCGCCGCGACCUGCAAGUGCAGCAUCACCUCAAAGUGUGUGUGCAGCUCUUGCCGCGUCUGCAGAUCUCGGCGAAUUUGGACAACCCGUUUGCCAAUGUGGAUUUGAUUCCGCGCGCGAUGCAGUGCCAGGAAGAUCUAGAGACGACCAUGGGUCUGUACAACGACUCGUUGCUCGCUGUCACGGAAACGUAUGCGCUUUCAGCUCAAGAGAAUGGCGGGGCGCAGGCACCACCCCCGUACGUCCCAGGCCAGCAGAACUCGUACCACCCAAGCUACGGUGUCUAG